Messenger RNA from Pygocentrus nattereri (red-bellied piranha), 3371 nucleotides. RefSeq names its product leucine-rich repeat and fibronectin type III domain-containing protein 1-like protein. Gene Ontology annotation, molecular function: protein binding. NCBI's taxonomy places the organism in Eukaryota, Metazoa, Chordata, Actinopteri, Characiformes, Serrasalmidae. Bases 1173 to 3251 code for a protein of 692 amino acids. The record is from RefSeq and is a predicted model, not a curated record. The transcript is spliced from 6 exons.
CGCUGUCCGUGGUGCUGAAAUUCAGUCUGCCUGUUCACCACUUUGUUUGUCAGAUUACAGAGUACUUUUCUCGCACCGUCCCUGUCGGAAAGGGACACACGUGACUUUGGCUGUGCAAUGAAUGAAGCAGAAGCAGCAGCGGCUUAUUUAUAGCCACGCGUCCCUAAAGGCUUUAAAGGAGUUUUAACGUUUUCUUUUUUUUCUGGAUCUAAGAAUCAGUUUUCCAGCAGUUUCACUUUAAUUGUCUGCGUGCUGACAUUGGUCCUGCCUACGUAUCCUGCCUGUAGACGACACAGUGGUGCUGAAGGAGGCAUCGUUGUUGGCAGUGAGCGGAGAAAUGCAAGCCAGCGCAAGCCUAUCCCUAUAAAACGCCCACUGCUCGGCGUUGCUCUACAGCGGCCAGACAUGCCGUGCCUACUUUCGCUGCGACGCGCCGUGCCGCGGGGAUCGUUUUCACGCACGCUCCUGUUCGAGGAUGUACAGCUCGGAGGGAUUUGAUUUCUCCGCGAAAGAUGGAUGUGCGCUGCUCUCCAGUACUUGCUGAAAGUGAGAAGCGUUCGGCUCGCCGCCGCACCUGGGAAGGGCAGGGCACCGGGAUGGAUGGGAAGUAAGGUUUGAAAGCAGAUUAGGAGUGCCACUGAAUAUCUGUUGAUUUGUUUAUUUAAAUAUUCAUAAAUAACACCUUUAAGAAAAGGAGACGAGACUACAGCUCGUUGGAAGUACCGCGCUGAGGCUAAGGGACUAAGGGAGGCACUGAUUUACGCACUAAGACGCCAAGUCCGAGCCGGCUGAUGAGACAGAGAGCCGUCGCUGCACUCCAGCCGGUGGAGUUUGGACCGAUGGCACUUUGGAGGCGCUCUCUCCUUCUGGCUUUAAUAUCGAUUUAAACGGGUCCUCGUGUCCUCCGAGAUCAGGAUCACAGCACCGCCGCAACUUCUUGGACAAAGCAGGUGGAUGGAGCUCCAGAUCCAUCAGGGCAGUGCCUCCUGGCUCUGAGAACCAUCAACUUCUGCUGCUCCUGUGCUUCUCCACACACUUCCAUCUGCCAGCAAGUCCACAUGUAGCAGUCUGAUUCCACACCACUCCCCCACUCUCUCACCACCAGUGGAGCCUUCAUGAGCUUCUCCAGCCAGUCCACACUUUCCACACUGAGUUUCCCAGAGCACUGAGGGAUGGAGCGCUUCAUCUUCUCCCUGCUGGUGCUGGCGGUCUCUGCCUCAGGACAGCUCUGCCCGAAGCGCUGCAUGUGCCAAAAUCUGUCGCCAUCACUCGCCAUCCUCUGUGCCAAGACAGGUCUGCUCUUUGUGCCCACGGUGAUUGACCGGCGGACGGUGGAACUUCGUCUCACUGAGAACUUCAUCACAGCAGUAAGGAGGAGGGACUUUGCUAACAUGACGAGCCUCCUACACCUGACACUGUCACGCAACACCAUCAGCCAGAUCAUGCCUUACACCUUUGCUGACCUCAAACGGCUGCGGGCGCUGCACUUGGAUAGCAACCGUCUCAGUGUGGUCACGGACGAUCACUUUCGGGGUCUCACCAACCUAAGGCACCUUAUUCUAGCCAACAACCAGCUCCAUAACAUCUCCCCACAUGCUUUUGAUGACUUCUUGGGAACACUUGAAGAUCUGGAUCUAUCAUACAAUAACCUGGUGGACAUCCCAUGGGAGACCAUUGGAAGGCUUACCAAUGUGAAUACUCUCAACAUGGACCACAACCUCAUAGAGCACGUUCCCUUAGGAGUCUUUUCCAACCUGCACAAGCUAGCUCGACUGGAUAUGACCUCCAAUAAACUGAAAAAGAUUCCUCCUGAUCCUUUGUUUCUUAGGAUACCAGUCUAUGCCAAGUCCAAGGGCUCUCCACUGUCCUCGCUUGUUCUUAGCUUUGGAGGAAACCCACUCCACUGUAACUGUGAGCUUCUCUGGCUGAGGAGGCUUACAAGAGAGGAUGAUUUGGAGACCUGUGCCUCUCCUCCUGAUCUCACUGCUAAAUACUUCUGGACAAUUCCAGAGGAGGAGUUUAUCUGUGAUCCACCUGUGAUUACAAGGAGGUCUCCAAAGAUCUUGGCCAUGGAAGGCCAGCCUGCCAGCCUGAAAUGCAAAGCUAAUGGUGACCCAGACCCAGAUGUCCACUGGAUCUCUCCCGAGGGUCGUCUGAUAUCCAACAAUUCCCGCACUUUGACCUUCAGCAAUGGCAGCCUGGAGAUAAACAUCACCUCUUUGAAAGAUACAGGAGUAUUCACCUGUAUUGCAUCUAAUGCUGCUGGGGAGUCUACAGGCACUGUGGAACUGGUGGUGAGUCCACUUCCUCACCUAGCCAACAGCACUAACCGCGUCCGGGAGCCUGAUCCAGGGCCAUCUGAUAUCUUGACAUCUGCCAAGUCCACCUCAUCUUCUAGCAAUGACACAAGGACUCAGGAGAAGAAAACGGUCCUGGCGGAGCUUACUGCAAACUCAGCUCUCAUCAGGUGGCCUUCACAACAGCAUUUUCCUGGGAUCAGGAUGUAUCAGAUUCAGUACAACAGUUCAUCAGAUGACACCUUGGUCUACAGGAUGAUACCGUCCACAAGUCAGGACUUCCUGGUGAGGGACCUGGUGUCAGGGCGAGAGUACGACCUGUGCGUGCUGGCCGUCUACGACGACGGCAUGACCUCGCUGACCGCCACGCGGCAAGUGGGCUGCGUCACAUUCGUCACGGACACGGAGUACAGCCAGUGCCAGUCUCUCCGCAGCCACUUUCUGGGUGGAACCAUGAUCAUAAUCAUCGGCGGCAUUAUCGUUGCUGCUGUUCUGGUCUUCAUCAUCAUCCUCAUGAUACGCUAUAAAGUCUACAGCCAGCAAGGAGCCGAGGCUGGCAAAGGAAUGGCCAUGACUAAUGUCCGCUCGCAGACCAACGGAGGGCAGGCGACUGGGCAAGUUCCACGUUCAGCCUCCAAAGUCACAGAGGGCCAAGAGCAGGGCACAGGGUUAGCAGGGAGUGCAGGGGCACAGCCCCCUUCCCUCAAAGACUCCGCUGCUAUGGCUCUAGUGGUGGACUGUGAGAAAGGCGUGGUCAGCUUAGAGACAGGUGGAGAGGGCAUCAUGUCGCCCACACAGAAGCGCCUCUCCAGAACUUGCGUAGAGGUCAAAAGGGGACCUUUGCUAUCCACCAAUGAAGGAACAACGACUGUGGACAUGUCAGGAAACACGACAGGCCCGCAGGUCAGCGAUGAGAAAAAGGUUCAGCGAGACUGGAGCGACUUUAAAAUUUGAUGACUCCUUCUGCUGUCCCACAAGAGGCAGCCAUCAACCCUGAAAAAGCUCUAUAGGUCACCAGAAAUCAGGGAGAACUAAAUGAUGGAAUCAUUUGUCAAAAACAGUAAAAAAUAAAAA